Messenger RNA from Dunckerocampus dactyliophorus (ringed pipefish), 4418 nucleotides. RefSeq names its product ceramide synthase 3a (gene cers3a). The record is from RefSeq and is a predicted model, not a curated record. The transcript has 17 exons. The coding region runs from base 14 to 3016 and encodes 1000 amino acids. Lineage: Eukaryota; Metazoa; Chordata; Actinopteri; Syngnathiformes; Syngnathidae. Gene Ontology annotation, molecular function: sphingosine N-acyltransferase activity; DNA binding. Gene Ontology annotation, biological process: ceramide biosynthetic process. Gene Ontology annotation, cellular component: membrane.
UGACGCAGGUCACAUGACAAGCAUCAAGAUGGCGGCCGCCAGUGGCGUGUGUCGCGUGGCUUCAGGGCUUCACGACAGUCUUACCGAGGCCUACAAGUCCACCUUGAACGCAACACUUCCGCGACACAGUGCCGAAGAGCUCGCGUGCGUGAUACUCCGCGGAGUGCGCGCGCGGGAAGAGGACGACCAUCAUGGUAACGGCAUGGAACUGAGCUGCGUCAGCCUGACUGUGAUCGGGAGGACGAUCUCCAUGGCGACGGCUCACAAGCCAGAAGUAGCGUCUUUCAACCAGCUCGCGCUUAAAGUCUUGUUUGACGACAUGGACGCCAUGUCUCUACUGGUAGCUAACUUUGGCUGCGAAGAGCAAUUCAUCAGUCAUUUGGCGGCAAAGAGCGCCGCCUCGUGGGUUCUCUACCAACUGCGCAUGUCUGGUUCGGUCAGUCCAGCGUGGCGGCAGACGUGUGAGCGGGCGUUUCUCAGCUCGCCCGCCGGCCCGACUCUGGACGCCUGCCUGUGGUCGCUGAGCUGCGUCUUCAAGAGACUUCUGAAGGACAAUUGUCAAGAGCUUGUCAAGGUGGUUCUGAUGGCGUUUGAUGCCAGCGUAAGCGCAUUGGCCUCCAGGUUCCUUCCCGUGGACGCGUGGCAGCACUCGGACGUGAACACGUUCUGCCUGCUGUUGGACCUUCUGGAGCUGCUGAGCGCCUCCAGUGAGACGUGCACGUACGUUAGCAGCCAGAAGUUGACCCACGUGCACGCAGCCACACUGAUGGCUGUUAUCAGUUGCUCGCCGCAGUAUUUUGUUAGCAAGCGUGCAGCGUUGCUGCUGAAGCGGGCGGCACUGCGCAAGGCCGGCGAGGACUGGCUGGUGGGCGCCGGACCGCCCGCUCCCUCUCACGCGCUCUCACACGAGCACGGCGCCGCUGACAUCGCCUCGCUCGCUCGCACGGUGCUGGACGGCGUGGCAGCCGACUGGUUGCUGAGCAUCCGAGUGGGGUCGGCGUCUUUCUUCGGGGGGACGAGCAGCAUCGGCGGAGGGCGACAAGGUGGUGACGGCGUGAUGCUGCGAGCUGUCAGCCUGCUCGUUAUCAUGUGUGUCGAGCGUUACGUGCGGGCCAGCGCCACAGGCGCCGAGGCUUGUGGGUAUCUACAGGCUCUGUGGUCCUUCCUGGGGCACACUGAGGUGCUCCACACCUGCCGCUUGCUGACGCUGCUCUUUAGCGAGCAGGAUGACGACAUGAUGGAGGCCGCUAAAGCUCUGUUCACCAUUUUCCUCCAAAUCAGAGAGGAUUCCACCUUGGACCACUCUGAUCUCGGCGAAGCCGCCUGCGCUUCCGGCUGUAACCCCCACUGUCACUUCCUGUUUGUCCUCCAGAGUGUGGCCUUCGACCACCGCGUCCUCCUGGACUUCCUCAUCUCCAUGGAGACCUGCUUCCUGGAGUACCUAGUACGCUACCUCAAGUACCUGAGGACGGACUGGCGGAGCUUCACUGCAGCGUGUCAGCGAGUGGCCGUUUCACCCAAGUCGGACUCCGGUCAUGUGGGCACCAGUCCUGGGCGGAGCCUCGUAGACUAUGACCCUUCUGAUGAGUCCGAUCCAGAUAAUAUUGAAGGGUCACACGGGUGGACCGCCCCAGGUGGAAAGACGCAGAGCAACAUGGCGGCUUGUCAAACGUUAGCACGAGCCGCCGGCUGCCUGUCCAAGCUCCGCCUCCUGGUGGCCAAGCUGCAGACAAAGAAAAUGUUUCCCUACAACGCCGAGUCGCUCAUCAAACUGCUAACACAAGUGGAAACAUGUGAAGGACGGGACAGAAGGAUGUUGGAUGUUCUGUACGAGUGGUUCUGGUGGGACAGAAUAUGGCUGCCGGGAAACCUGACCUGGACUGACCUGGAGGACAAGGAGGGGCGGGUCUACGCCAAAGCCUCGCACCUUUACGUCGUCAUCCCCUACGCCUUCGUCUUCCUGUUCGUCAGAUACAUCUUUGAGAGGUGGGUCGCCACGCCGCUGGCGAUCCAUGCGGGCGUCAAGUCGAGAGUCAACCUCAAAGUGGACGACAACGCCAUCCUCAAACUUUACUACGCCACGCGUAGCAGGAAGCCUGCUCAGGCUGACCUGGACGGGCUGUCCAAGAAAAGCUGUCUGUCCGUGAGACAAGUGGAGCGCUGGUUCCGAAGGAGACGUGGUCAGGACCGGCCCGGAGUUCUGAAGAAGUUCACCGAGGCCAGCUGGCGCUUUGUCUUCUACCUGGCCUCGUCCAUCGGAGGACUGCUCGCGCUGUACGACAAAGAAUGGUUCUAUGACACCAGAGCUGUGUGGACGGCUUUUCCAAAGCAGUCCCUGCUGGAGUCUCAGUACUGGUACUACAUGCUGGAGAUGAGCUUCUACGUCUCCUUGCUCUUCAGCGUCUUCUCCGAUGUCAAGAGGAAGGACUUCAGGGAGCAGAUGGUCCACCACGCCGCCACCCUGGUGCUCCUGUCCUUCUCCUGGUGCGUCAACUUCAUCCGCGUGGGAACGCUGGUCCUGUUGGUCCACGACGCCGCCGAUGUCUUGUUGGAGUCGGCCAAGCUGUUGAACUACGCCAAAAUGGAGAAAAGCUGCAAACUUCUUUUUGUUCUUUUUGCUCUUGUCUUCAUCGUGACUCGCCUCAUCAUCUUCCCCUUCUGGCUGAUUCACUGCACGUGGGUGUACCCCCUCCACCAUUACCCUGCCUUCUUUGGCUACUACUUCUUCAACGCCAUGCUCCUCCUGCUCCUCGGCCUGCACCUCUUCUGGGCCCUCCUCAUCCUCGCCAUGCUCAGGAAGUUUAUCUUCGGCACCCUGACCAGAGACGAGAGGAGCGAUCACGAUGAAGAGGAGGAGGAGAGCAGCUUGUCAGAUGGUGAAGUCGCUGCAAAAAACAACAAUGGCUGCCUGGGCUCUUUGGCCUCGCACGAGAACAUCUGCGCUCAAAGACGGUGCACUGAGGCUUCCUCUGGUGGUGGCGCCACACAACGAGAAGACUCCUUGAAGGCGGUUUGAUGUUUGCGUUACUCUCACGCAGCACGGUGGGAAAUGUAGGCUGUCCGUCACGGCUCCUGCUUGACAGGACGCCAAAAGUUUCAAUUUUAGUCUUUUUUUAUGAGAAAUAAGCUAAAUUAUUGUUAGUUUUAUACUUUUAGAUGUCCAUGACUGUUCAUCUUCUCUUUCCUUCACUUUAGUUCUGUCUAUGUGUCCACGUCCCCUGCUACUUUUUCUUCUUGCAUCUUUAGUGAAGUGUCCACUAAGACAAAAAGCACGAUCAAGUUGUAAUAAACUUUCACCAUUUUAUCAUAACAACAAAACUAGUGUAUCAUGUCUUUUAAACACUUUAUACAGUUUCAAUAAUGAUAUUUUCCACUAAUGAUUACCUGCUUAGCAAUGCAUUAUUUUUUCUAUAAUUUGCUUAUAAAAAUAUAAUAAUAAUAAUAAUAAUAAUAGAUCGAUGCUGGUCUAAGAUCUACAGUAUUUCCAAUGUGGUGGAUAGGAAUCCAAAACAAACGCUUUCCAUCUUUUUUGAUACUUGUUGAACAAUCCAUCCAUCUUUGAUGCCGCUGAGCCUCACGAGGGUCGCGGGUAUGUUGGAGCCUAUCCCAGCUGACUUCGGGCGAGGGGCGGGGUACACCCUGGAUUGGUCGCCAGCCAGUCGCGGGGCACAUACUUGUUGAACAAUGUUUAGUAAAAUGUUUGACAAGCGGACAAAAUAAGGAAAGAAAAUAAUAUACUUCAAUAAUACUACUAAAAAUACAAAUAGUUAAAAAAAAUACAACAGCACAAGCAUAAAGAAUCUAGCUGUUUACUUCGACAAUGUACAAACAAUACACUUUAUAAACAAAAUACAGUAUAUAAAUAAAAUAUAGUAUGUUGCAUGCGCUCCAGUCAGACAAAUGAGUUAGUAAACAAAAAAUGUAAAUAUUUCAUAAUUGUUUAAAUAUACUCAAUAAUAAAAUAGUUAGUUCUUCACAUUUAAAGUCACUUUUAGCUCCACUUGAGACCACGUGUAAGGUUUCACCCCCACCCGGUGAUUGACAGCUACGCCGUCUAAUGAAAGGCGGAGUUCUCCAAUGGUCAAUGUUCCAGUGGGCCAAUCAGAAGCCAGAAGAGGUGGAGCUGGCCCGCGUGGGCGUGUCUUCAGCUGCUUGAGCCACUUUAGAAAAGUUUUGGAAAAGGGUGGCGGUGAUUCCCCACCAAACCUCCUCGUCCUGGUCCUGGUCCCGGUCCCGGUCUUGGUCCAGGUCUUGGUGCGGUUCCUAGGUUCGUCAUGCAGAACCGCUAUGUCGUGCGCCUUCUGCUCCUCGCGCUGCUCCUCGUCGAACUCGCCGUCUGACGUGGACACGGAUGAGGUGGUUCCGAUGCUGCUGCCCCUCCACCAACCUGCUGACCCGGACCACUUGAUGGUGUCGCU